Molecule: messenger RNA, 3411 nt
Organism: Poeciliopsis prolifica (blackstripe livebearer)
Lineage: Eukaryota; Metazoa; Chordata; Actinopteri; Cyprinodontiformes; Poeciliidae
Gene: irf2b
Product: interferon regulatory factor 2b
Exons: 10
Coding region: 244-1242 (332 amino acids)
Biological process (GO): immune system process; regulation of transcription by RNA polymerase II
Cellular component (GO): nucleus
Molecular function (GO): RNA polymerase II cis-regulatory region sequence-specific DNA binding; DNA-binding transcription factor activity, RNA polymerase II-specific
Source: RefSeq, a predicted model, not a curated record
UCCUUAGCUCGCGCUGUGAGCAGCCAGCUCUGAUUGUGACCAGUUCCAAUAUUUGAUGGGGGGAAAACAAAAAGUGUUCCAGGCUUUUUGAAAUAAGUUAUAGCUUUGGAUCAAACAGGGAAUGACAGGAUUGCAAGAUUACCCCUGUUUAUACACUUAAACAGGCAUUUAGAGCUACUUAAAGGACGAUUAGCUGAGUUAUAAUCUCUGCCUGAUUUAAUUGAUGCACCCCCAGUAAUAAUCAUGGUCACCAUGCCUGUAGAAAGGAUGAGGAUGCGGCCGUGGCUGGAGGAACAGAUCAACUCUUGUCAGAUCCCAGGACUGAAAUGGGUCAACAAAGAAAAGAGAAUCUUCCAGAUCCCGUGGAUGCAUGCGGCGCGUCACGGCUGGGACCUGGAGAAAGACGCGCCGCUCUUCAUGCGAUGGGCCAUACACACUGGUAAAUAUCAGCCCGGCGUGGACCGGCCCGACCCAAAGACCUGGAAGGCCAACUUCCGCUGCGCCAUGAACAGCCUGCCUGACAUCGAGGAGGUGAAGGACAAAAGUAUCAAGAAAGGAACCAACGCCUUCAGAGUGUACAAGAUGCUCUCGUCCACAGAGAGGAGCUUGAAGAAAGGAAAGAAGAAGGCUGACAAGGAGGGAAAGUCCAAAGGAAGCAAAGAGGGAGCCGCUCUGUCUCCAAAUACGACUUUUUCUGAAGCCCACCCCGGACCCGUCGACUGUUCCAAGCAGCUCGCGCUCAAAGUAGAGGCCCGGGACCUCAUAGUGACCAACAGUGGAUCAGCGCUCCACAGUCCGGCCGGGGACCACCUGGUCCACUGCGAGCAGCUGCCGGACGUGUGCCAGACCAUCGAGGUGACCACUGAGAACGAGGAGCAGACCGUUAGCUCCUCCCACUCGUACCCACUGCAGAUCUCUCCUGUAUCUUCAUGCUGUGGCAGCGACACAGAGAGCGACACAGAAGACAACAAAGAGGCUCUCGGUCAGACGUGGAAGAAGGAAUACCAGUCGGUCCUCAGAAUCCCGCCGUGCUCUCUCCCCGGCAUGGCUUCGUUCGUCAACCCGAGCAAACCCAACUUCCGGGUCACCAGCCUGAAGGACCCUUCGCCCCUCAUCAGCUACCACAUCGACAGUUGGACGCCGGCCUGCGGCCAGAACUCUCACACGCCCCCGUCGAGCAGCCACGCUCACGAGGUGCGUGCAAGCGUCAUUAGGAAAACCUCGGACGUCACUUCCUCCUGACCCCUGACCUCGGAUGAAGGGGAUAGGGGGAAGAACAGUCGCUUCUGGAGAACAUGUUGGCUACGUCGGAGCCUAAAACACCUGUGUGGAUCUUCAGUUCUCUUAGUUUUCCCUUUCGGCCGACUGAAGCUUAGCUGGAUGUAUCGGUCCGCCAAGCGGUGAGCAUUUGACCGUCACCUUGGGGGCCGGGUUUACAAUCUGCAGACCACUUCCACCCGAGUGGGGACAUGAGGACCAUACCGACGCCCUCCGUGUGCCACCGGUGGAACAUUUAUGUGCAGCUUAAGUAGCUUUACACACCUUUUUAGUAGUGAAAGGUUCUCCACGUUUUUAAGACUUCGGCUUACCAAAGAUUAGUUUAAUUCAGUCCGUUAGUUUCUACAACCUAAAUGUAGAUGCAGCCUGUUUGCAAUCAUGUUCCUUAACGCCACGUUUAACCAAAGCAAGCACCUAUCUACCAAGUUAAAUGCUUUGCUGGAGACACAUGGAACCGGUAUGUGGCGUCAACAUCCCAAUCAGUUCAGGUCAGCAGAUUAAUUAUCAUCUAUUUAUACUCUCAAUCACUGGCCCCACAGUGGACAGCAGCCCGCGUGGAUCUGGCUCCUCAGGACACUGGACUCGCCAUUACUACAGCGGGGGGACUAACACCGUCCUCCUGGUGUCCACAAUGUACAUAACUCUAUAGUAUGUGGGUUUUUGAUUGCUUUAGCACCUUACAGGCAGCGCACUGGUUGGCGUGUGUGUGUUUGCGUGUGUGUUUGUGAGUCUUGAGAGAAACGGGGAGCAACGCUUUACUUGCAGAUAUGUGCCUUUUGAUGUGCCCGAUUCAAAGUAGGCAUGGGCCUGUAUGAGAUUCUUAAUCCUGAUACAAUGAGAUCCUAAAAUUUUGACAAAAUAGAGGAAUGACAUGAGUUAUGUUCAAUAUUAUUUGAACCAUUUUACUUCAGGCACCAAGAAGUUUGUUUCUGGUGGAAAAUAAGAUGGAACAUAAUAAAAACAUGAAAUGAAAACUUGACUCUGGUGACCGGCCCAUGCUUACUUGAAGCUAGCUGUGCUUUAGCCUGCUAGUGGCAAACUCUACACCUCAGAAAGUCGCUCUUGUGCCUUUUUAUAAAUAAGAUAUGCAUAUGAAUUUAUUUCUUUGAUUUUAAUCCUCCCUGGGGGGAGGGGCAGUUUAAUUUGAGCGCACAAAUCUCCCAUUUGCCCUGCACAGAGACUGAGCUGCACUGACAAAGCAGAAAGUACUCAGGAGUCAUCGGCCCUGCUAUGAGGAAACAGGAUCCAUUAAGGGUUGCUAACAGCUAGCAGGCUAAAGCGCAGCCAACAGGAAGACGGUGGAGCCACUGUGGGAACCAAACCCCCUCCCUCCAGAGUGUAACACUGGAUUCACUAAGUCGUCAUGGUGAUUUUAUUAUUUUUUUUAAAUAUAAAGACUCACUGGAUCAAAGGGGGUUGUUGCUUGCUUUACUGCAAAAAUCUUUUCAUACUUGUGCCUUUUUUUAUUAUUGUUAUUACUCAAUGACGGAAAAAGCUCGUUUCAGUCUGUAGAUGCAGCUCGUGAAUCCUGCCUGCAUUAUGUAAUAUUUAAAGCAAAUUCUGCUAAUAACUGAACUGAGAGCCGUCUGCUUUUUUUAAAUUGUUUUUUUUUUUGUUUUGUUUGUUUUUGGAAUCAGUUUAGCUAUUUCAAGUGGACGCAGAAACGCACACAAGGUGUUUCCUGGUAUUUAAAAUGGGAAUUAAAAAAUGAGGAAAUUGCUGGUCAGAAGAGCUGGCGUUAACAACAAAACUGUCUGAAUGUCCACCGACUUGCAUUGCCUUAACGGUAGCCUCGCAGCAACAUCCUGCGUGCGCUUUUCCACAGAUUUAGUUUCUUCCGCUUUAUGUGGGUUAGAGACGAGCAGUGAAAGCUGACGGGUGUUUCUGUUGUCCAGAGUAAUUUAGAGCCAUUUAAUCUCUUAUCAGGAAGGAGUUGUCCUUCUUUAUUUUCGGCAGCACACUCUCUUAGAGGAUUAUGUAACUAUUUAGCUGAAAGGAAAAAAAAACAAACUACCAUGAAAAAAAAAACAAAUUACAUUUGCUCUGCUUUUCAUCCCGCCAUCCGUCUGUAAUGUUGUGAAAUCUACAUGUGAAUCAACAUGUUCAACUGAAAAUAAAGUGUUUUUGUAUUUA